Molecule: messenger RNA, 963 nt
Organism: Taeniopygia guttata (zebra finch)
Lineage: Eukaryota; Metazoa; Chordata; Aves; Passeriformes; Estrildidae
Source: RefSeq, a predicted model, not a curated record
AUGGCCGGAGCGCAGGAGCCGCCCGCGGCUCUCUCGGACAUCCAGGUACGGGAACUCAGCAGGAGAUCCCAGCGGGAAAACUCGGGGGAAAGGAGCAGGGAAGCCCCGCCACAUGCAUCCACCGCCGCGGGGCUGCUGAGCCGCCCCCGGCCCCUCCGCUCCCCGGGAAGCGCCUUUGCCCGGCCAGGGGUGGCCGAGGGACACGGUCCGGCCGUGCCCAGGGUCCCACAUCCACCUCCCGUGGGGUUCGGGCCGGCCCCGCUCCCCCCGUGCCUCCCGCAGGUCCUGGUGCUGACCGGCGUCACCCUCCCGGCCGCGCUGCUCAGCCUCCUGGGCAGCGGAUCCGUCCUCGCUGUCACCUCCUGGCAGGGGCGCUGCUGCCACAUCCAGGUGAGUGUCACCGGCCCGUGGCAGUGUCACUGCUGCCACAUCCAGGUGAGUGCCACCGGCUUGUGGCAGUGUCACUGCUGCCACAUCCAGGUGAGUGCCAGCGGCUCCUGGCAAUGCUGCCACAUCCAGGUGAGUGCCACCGGCCUGUGGCAGUGUCACUGCUGCCACAUCCAGGUGAGUGCCACCGGCUCCUGGCAAUGCUGCCAUGUCCAGGUGAGUGCCACCGGCCUGUGGCAGUGUCACUGCUGCCACAUCCAGGUGAGUGCCACCGGCUCCUGGCAGUGCUGCCACAUCCAGGUGAGUGCCACCGGCCUGCGGCAGUGUCACUGCUGCCACAUCCAGGUGAGUGCCACCGGCUUGUGGCAGUGUCACAUCCGGGUGAGUGCCACCGGCCUGUGGCAGUGUCACAUCCAGGUGAGUGCCACCGGCCUGUGGCAGUGUCACUGCUGCCACAUCCAGGUGAGUGCCACCGGCCUGUGGCAGUGUCACUGCUGCCACAUCCAGGGAGGAGGAGGUAGCAGCAGGACGCCCCGGCCCCCGGGAGCUGCCGGGGGCUGCUGCCAGCGGAUCUAA